This is a messenger RNA of Lycium ferocissimum, 672 nucleotides long. Its product is annotated as GDSL esterase/lipase At1g28650-like. The record is from RefSeq and is a predicted model, not a curated record. Gene Ontology annotation, molecular function: hydrolase activity, acting on ester bonds. NCBI's taxonomy places the organism in Eukaryota, Viridiplantae, Streptophyta, Magnoliopsida, Solanales, Solanaceae. The transcript has 2 exons. The coding region runs from base 1 to 672 and encodes 223 amino acids.
AUGGCUUCGUUUUGCAACGGCCGCUGUUUGUUGCUCUUGCCAUUAGGCUUCUCUUGUCUUCUAGUUGUUCUGUCUUUCGCUGAUCAGGCUAAAGAAACUGUUGGCCCCUUUAAUUCUCUAUAUAACAUUGGCGACUAUUCAUCUUCAUCAGCUGCUGAUCAUAUUGCUGCAACCCUCAAUCUGCCUUCUCCACAACCCCACAACCAACAAGGCACUGAAUUCUUCGAGUCCGGUCUUAAUUUUGCCACCCCCGGAGCUACCAUCAUGAGCCCUUUUUUCUUCGUCAAAAAUGGCAUCAAACCACCUCCACAGUCUCAUGAGCUAUCCCCGAUUGUCACAUUCAUGAAGUUCUUCUAUAAAGACUGCUUCUCUUUUCAGGACUGUGGCAAAAACAAGGUUCUUCGGAAAGCUCUCAUCUUUAUGGAUCAACCUGGAAUCAAUGACUAUAAACAGGCCUUCUUACAUGGAAAAUCUAUUUCCGAGGCGUCUCAUCUUGUGCCUGAAGUGGUGGAGACCAUUAAGAAUUCAGUUGAAAGACUCAUCAAUGAAGCUGAAGCCAAAACUGUUAUGGUUUCUGGAAUUCUACCCAUGGGCUGUUUACCGGGUUUUAGGAGAUUUGAUUCCGAGAUAAGGAGCAUUUUUGGAGCUAAAAUAAAUAUUUUGAAACUUUGA